AUGAGGAGGUGCGCCGCCAAGCUGGCCGACUGCAAGGACGCGUGCCAGAACUUCGAGGCUGAUCCCUCCACCUGCCUGACCUGCAUCGGCGACGGUGCCGACGCUUGCUGCCCGUGCUUCCAGAAGGUCUUCGGCCCCAGUUUCCCCUGUGACCAGCCCACCGCCUCCAGCGCCCCUUCCAGUGCCCCCUCCACCCGUAAGGCGUAG
Messenger RNA from Acanthamoeba castellanii str. Neff, 207 nucleotides. RefSeq lists its product as uncharacterized. The transcript has 2 exons. NCBI's taxonomy places the organism in Eukaryota, Discosea, Longamoebia, Acanthamoebidae. The record is from RefSeq and is a predicted model, not a curated record. The coding region runs from base 1 to 207 and encodes 68 amino acids.